AUGUCUCUAUCAUCACUCUCCCAGUGUCUUCGAGGCCGGCUUGUCCCCGGAAAUAAAGAAGAUAAAGACAAAAUCUCCCCUAAUAAAAAAUACAGGAAAGAUAAAUCUUGCUAUCAAAAUAUUGCCAAUUUGAAUGUGCGAACGUUAAUGUCAGAUUCUAGAAGAAUAGAACUAGAAUACGCCAUAUCUAAACUAAAUUGGGACAUAAUAGGGUUGUGCGAAACAAGACGAAAAAGCGAAGAAAUAAACGAGUUUCCCGACUACAUCUUAUAUCAUACAAAAAGUAUAAAAGGUUUACACGGAGUCGGAUUCUUAGUGAAAAAGCAUCUCAAAAAGAACAUAAUAUACUUCAAAAGCUAUUCAGAUAGAGUGGCAACGUUGGAUAUCAGUCUCCCUAAGGGAAAGGUCCUAUCAAUAGUUCAGGUCUAUGCACCAACUGAAAAAUGCAACGAUGAAGAGCUUAAUACAUUCUACAAAACAUUGGAUUUAGCCGUAGAAGUAGCACACAAUAGGAAUUUGAUCAUUAUGGGUGAUUUCAAUGCCCAGAUAGGCAAAGCUUUACAAGGUGAAGACUCAGCAUUUGGAAAAUAUUCAAAUGGUAAAAGAUCUAAGCAUGGUCAGAGACUUGUGGAGUUCGCAUUAGAAAACAACUUAAAAUUUACCAACAGCAUGUUUAAGAUAAGAAAAAACAGGAAAUGGACGUGGUUAUCCCCAAAUGGACAGCAUCGCACGGAGAUCGACUACAUACUCACAAGUUCUAAUGUGAAGCGACCUCUACAAACUAUGUUCAACAAUGUAUUGGAGAAAAGGAGAGGAGGUUUGGAGUCCCCAAACCAGUGA
This is a messenger RNA of Spodoptera litura, 840 nucleotides long. RefSeq names its product protein CFDP2-like. Gene Ontology annotation, molecular function: catalytic activity. The record is from RefSeq and is a predicted model, not a curated record. Lineage: Eukaryota; Metazoa; Arthropoda; Insecta; Lepidoptera; Noctuidae.